AUGCUGAACUGGAGCCAUCACGGUGCUUACGACGAGCCGACGGCUUCCUCCUCCUCGUCUGGAUCCUCGACUUCUUCUGUAGCAGCCAAUCUGAGUGCUAGUUAUAAUUCCGAUUCUCGGAAUCAGUUCACGGGCGGGCAGUACGGGGGAGGACUCGGAGGAGGCGGAUACGGUGGAUACACGGAACACUGCGAGCCUAUCAACAUGUAAGUUACUCUUCGAAUUCUCUGAUCAGAACGACGGUAUAUCUUCUCAAAAUCGUUUCCAGUCUGCCCCUCCGGGCUCGUGUUCUAUCUUUCUAUUUUCAUUUGUAUUAUCCAACAGAUUGUUUCUGUUCUGCAGAAGCGUACAUUCAAACCACGUCACUCCACCUCUCUAUCACUGAGUUUUCCUUCCAGAAAACAAUCCAUCUUUCUCUGUCUGCGUCUCUCCGUUUCCCAUCAUCCCUCCUCCCCACUUAUCAUUUUCUUAUCACCAACCUCAUCCAAAUACAUACCCACACCCAUUUCUCUCCCUCUUUUUCCGUUUUUCCCGACGAACACGAUCAUGAUUUCCUCGUAGCGACGGGGUUUCCGUCCUUCCGAACCUGUUCGUUUCGCAAUCAAUUCGAAAGAAAUCAAAAGAUUCGGAAAAGGAAAAGGGAAGGAAAGGGAAGAGAGAGAGAGAUGAAGUUCCCGGGAAAUUAGAUUUUGCGAAGAGGAGACAAGGAAAUUGGACGUUUUUUGUGUUUUUGUUGUCACAUCGAUAUUCUGAGAAUACGAACCUAUUCUAGAAGCUUCUUGAAUGUUGUAGGCCUCGUGACUUUUCGGAGACUUUGCCAGAAUCGAAUCGAAUUUCACUUUCAUUUCAACCUUUUCUUCUGGCCACUUGGACUUUGUAUUCGCACCAAACCCAUGGUGUAGACAUAGAUAAUCCGCCUUAAUCUUGUCGAGAAUUAUUUCGCGCGCAAAAGAAACGAAUACUUUUCUUUUCCUCGUUUCGCCGUUGCUUUUUGGACGCAGAAGUUGCACUUUGCAUAAAAGAAAAAAAAGAUCAGUUUCGGACGAAAAGGAUGAGGAAGGUUUACGGUAAUGAGCGAAGUCAUUCGGAAGAUGUUUAUCACCCUUUAUUAUGAAUGAAUGAUAUCAUUCCCUCUCUGACCAAAAUGACAUCAUGAGUUUUCGACCAAAAUUCAAAUAUCGGUACUUGGUGGCUGUCGCCCGGGCGCACACCUUCUCUGAAUCACACCUAGACAGUGCAGUGAUCGGAGAGACGCAGACGGCCGGGACACUCCUCCCCGGGCACUCUGCCCUUUCGCCAGCUCCCGCCGCCAUUCGCCCACUGUUCUCCUCCGCAAUCAUGUAUUCCCAACCGUCUCUGAUGUCCUCCCUGAUGACCACUCCGAAUCCGUUCAUGAACUAUCACACUCCGCUCCAAACCAUCAUGAUGUUCCCUCCGAAACCUUCGUCGUUCCCCCAAAACCAUCUCAACUUCACCAACUCUUCACCGGCUCUCAAUUCCAUCGAUUCUACUCCGAAACCAUCUCCGUUCGAACUGCCGGAGAAAAAGAAGUUUCCCGAAUUCGAUUUCAAACUGGAGGAGUACAUGUCGGGAGAGUAAGUUCGAUUCAAGCGGUAUUCUAGCCCACCCGGGGAGGUGCGCACCUAUAAAUUUUAACGACAUUCGCCCGCUUUUCGAGAAGAAAAAUAGAGAGAAAAGACGUGAUUUUUACGAAAGAAAUCAGGGUCGCCUGCACUUAUUCGCAGAAGGUGUCUCGCGAGGAAUAACGGACGUCUCUCCUUCUUUUUCUUUCUCCCAUUUUGCUUUGUCUCCUAAUCAACUGGAUAAAGACGGCGUUUCUCGUCAACGGAAUGCACUCAGACUGACUGCUCCGAGAAAGAGAGACAAGUGAGUGAUCUCUGUUUUCCAGUACAUUCUCUCGUAGACUAUGACGACGUGGCACUAUUACUCACUCGCUAAAACGGACGUAAUCAGCUCCUCUGAACUUUGUCCCUGACGAUUCGAUGGGAUGUGUCAUAGGAAGCGGCAAAGUUUGCACGUGAGCCCUGCCCGAAUGUUGCCUCUCAAUCCCGCCCGCUUCCUAAUCCGUCCGCCGUUCCGUUCAUCCUUUUAUCCCCCUUUUCCUCUUCCGUGACCGCCAAAGUGUGAGUCAGAAUGCACACAAAUAUGCGCUCUUCUCCUCCUGUGCGUCGGCUUAUGGAAUGAAUCACUGGGCAUCCAUAGCAACGGGGCGGAGCUCGGGGAGCUCAGACUCCGCCCACUUUUUGCCGGCUCUCUUGUUUUCGCCGGGCGAGCAGUUUGACUCUCGCCCCUCCAUUCUGCUGUCUUACCUCUUGAAUUAAAAAAUGGUUUGGUCGCCGGAAACAAUGGGAAUGACUCCCGAAGAGCAUAUCGCAUGGUAACUUACUUGAGAAGAAGAAGAAUAAAGAGGGAGGGGGAUUACUGUAGAUGCUCUGCAGUUGUUUCUUAACAAUUGAACUUGCAGGAUGUCGAUGGAUGACCAGGAGAAAAAGAAGCUGGAGAGAAAGAGAGCCCGCAACAGGCAAGCGGCCAGCAAGUGCCGUCAGAAGAAGAUGGACCGCAUCAAGGAGCUGGAAGAGCAGGUUAGCGAAGCAAAGAUUGUUUUUUGAGUUCGACACACUAAUCUCGAGUUAAUCCCUUCUGGGAGCUCGUGAAUUAUGCACAUUCUGUUUAUGAUUCAAAUGUCAGGCGUCUGCCGAUCAUUUUGAACCAUUUAAGGAAUUGUACACUGACAUAAACGCCGAAAACAAACAUCGUUUUGCAGGUGAAUCACGAGAAACACCGCGGACAACGUCUGGACGCGGAGCUCGUCGAGCUCAACCGAGCACUCGAAAACUUCCGUCGAAUGGUGGAGAGACACUCGGUGAAUGGAUGCCCGAACAACGUGCUCCGUGCCUGA
Messenger RNA from Caenorhabditis sp. 36 PRJEB53466, 2920 nucleotides. Lineage: Eukaryota; Metazoa; Nematoda; Chromadorea; Rhabditida; Rhabditidae. The record is from the annotation of a GenBank genome assembly.